AUGAAGUACGCGCUUGCAUCUGCAGCAUGCCUGAUCUCCCUUGCGGAGUGUCUGUCUCUGCCUCCACUCAUUCCUUCUAUUCCCGGAGUCACAGAGCCGUUGACUACCAAUGCCCCUCCUCUUCCAAUCUUGCAAGUUCCCACUCCCCCGCUGGAGAGCCCCCCUUUCACUCCGAGUGAUAUCAAGCCCAAGAAGAUUGGUUACUUCUGGACUGGCUCGGGUGACAAGUUCCACAAGGACUUCCUUGCCACCUACAGCUUGGAUGAUGAUACUUUCGGAACCCUUCUGUGGGUUACUGAUGUCCCAUCUAGUGGUAAUGAUCCUCAUCACUUGGGACCUUCUCUUGACGGAAAGACCCUGUUUGGUGGCGGUCUGCUUUCGCUUCUGAAGACACAGGACACCGGGUUCUACUUUGAUACCAGCAACCCUUACCGUCCCAAGUUCCUGAAGAGCAACCGUGCUAUUCUUUCAUCUAUUGCUGAUGAAGUCCGUGCUAAGCCCGAUGGUGGUUUCUUCAUCACCUACAUGGGCUCUGCUGUGGGUACUAGCCCUGGUCGUCUGAUCGAAACCGAUGCCAACUUCGACAUCAUUCACGAGUGGCCUGAGGAUGUAGAGGGUACACUCAACAUUCUCGGAGAGCAGUUCUCUCCUCACGGUCUGAGCAUUGACUGGGAGAACAAGUUCAUUCUUACUUCGGACUUUGUGGAGCCUAUCUCUAUCCUCAAGCCUACCACAGGCGUUCGUCGUGCCAACACUCUUCGUCUCUGGGAUCUGGAUAGCCGCAAGAUCCUCAACACUCUGACGAUUCCUGAUGGCGGUGGUAUCCAAGACGUCAAGUUUAUCCCCAAUCACCCCGAGGCUGCCGCUCUGGCUACUGCUGUCCACCUUGGCCAGGUCUGGGUCAUCUACCCCCUUCGCAAGGACGCAAACGGCAAGCAGGGUGUCGUUGAACUGCUCUACGAUCUUGGCCCCAAGGCCCGUGACACUGUCGCCAUCUACACCGACAUCAGCCAGGAUGGCCGCUUCUUCUACCUGACCCUCACCACCGCCAACCACAUUGCCGCCCUCGACAUCAGCGACCUCAGCGACGUCAAGCGUCUUGACAACCCCGAUGAGGACCAGCCUACCGUGGGCCCUCACUACGUUAAGGUCACUCCGGACCAGAAGCACCUCGUUGUCACCGACUACUUUGUCCAAACCGGCGAGAUCGGUAUUAUCAACACUCCGGCUGACUUCAAGGCGCUGUACAUUGAUAUCAACAAUGAUGGCAGCCUGAGCUUCAAUCGUACUAUCGACUUUAGCAAGGAAUUCGAGAACCGUGGUGGUGCUAAGCCCCACUCCAGUGUGAUCUUUGAUCUGACUGACCCUGAGAACCCCCUGUACUACUAG
Penicillium cataractarum is the source of this 1389-nucleotide messenger RNA. RefSeq lists its product as uncharacterized. Gene Ontology annotation, molecular function: protein binding. The transcript is spliced from 4 exons. NCBI's taxonomy places the organism in Eukaryota, Fungi, Ascomycota, Eurotiomycetes, Eurotiales, Aspergillaceae. The coding region runs from base 1 to 1389 and encodes 462 amino acids. The record is from RefSeq and is a predicted model, not a curated record.